GUUGCAAAUGCCGAAGAGGCAGGAGCAGUUGGUGCCCUGAUGUACCUGGACCCCUUUGAUUACAAGAACACAGAUACGCUUGUCCCCUUCGGACAUGCCCACCUUGGAACUGGAGACCCUUUCACCCCAGGCUUCCCUUCUUUCAACCACACCCAGUUCCCACCAGUGCAGUCUUCUGGAUUACCUCGCAUUCCUGUUCAGACUAUCUCUAGCCGAGCAGUAGCCAACCUGUUCAGGAGAAUGGGUGGAGAUGAAUGCCCUCAGGAGUGGAAAAGAGGGAUCUUAGGAUGUAGGAUGAUGCCCAGAAGCACAAGUAACAUGACAGUUAAACUGACCGUGAACAACGUCAUGGUAGACAAGAAGAUUCUGAACAUCUUUGGGGCUAUUAAAGGAUUUGAAGAACCAGAUCGCUAUGUUGUGAUCGGAGCCCAGAGAGACUCCUGGGGCCAAGGAGCGGCCAAGGCUGGUGUUGGAACUGCCAUAUUGUUGGAACUUGCCUAUGUGAUCUCGGACAUCGUGAAAAAUGGUGGCUACAAACCAAGGCGCAGCAUCAUCUUCGCUAGCUGGAGUGCGGGAGACUAUGGAGCUGUGGGUGCUACUGAAUGGCUGGAGGGGUACUCUGCCACACUGCAUGCCAAAGCCUUCACUUACAUCAAUUUGGAUGCUGCAGUCCUAGGUUCUAACUACAUGAAGAUUUCAGCUAGCCCAUUGCUGUACACAUUACUGGAGAGAACUAUGAAGGGGGUGAAGGACCCAACAAAAGAUUCAGGAACCCUAUAUGACAGAGUUGGCUCUGACUGGAUAAAGACAGUUGUUCCUCCUGGUCUGGAUAAUGCAGUGUUUCCUUUCCUGGCCUACUCGGGAAUCCCAGUGGUUUCCUUUGGUUUCUGCAAUAAAGAUGAGGAAUAUCCCUUGGGCACUACCCAGGACACUGUGACAAAUCUGAAGACAAUUGGCAGGUUGUAUGAUCUUAUGCGUGCUGCUGCAGAAGUUGCUGGACAAGUAGCUCUGAGGCUGACCCAUGAUCACGAGCUCUUCCUGGACUUUGAGAGAUACAGUGAAGAAUUGCUGGCGUUCCAGGAGAAGGUUUUGCCCUACUAUAAGGAUGUGAAGGCAUUGGGGCUGACCUUGAACUGGCUGUUUUUUGCCCGUGGUGACUUCCAGCGAGCUACAGAUGCGCUGAGGAGAGACAUCGCAAACAGUGACAGGGAAAACAAGGUUGUCCGCAGAGCCCUGAAUGACAGAAUCAUGAAGGUGGAGUAUGACUUCCUCUCCCCAUACCUCUCGCCCAAAGACACUCCCUUUCGCCACAUCUUCUUUGGCAAAAGCUCCUACACCCUGCAGAGUCUGCUGCAGAGCCUACAGCUGCUGCAAAACAGCAGGGACAGCGUGGAUGUGAACAAGCUGAAAGAACAGCUGGCCCUGGUGACCUGGACCAUUAAAGGGGCUGCCAAUGGCUUAGCGGGUGAUAUCUGGGAUACAGACAACGAAUUCUAG
Messenger RNA from Apaloderma vittatum (bar-tailed trogon), 1497 nucleotides. It is a transcript of the gene TFRC, whose product is annotated as transferrin receptor. Gene Ontology annotation, cellular component: external side of plasma membrane. The annotation marks the transcript as partial. Gene Ontology annotation, biological process: iron ion transport; intracellular iron ion homeostasis. Lineage: Eukaryota; Metazoa; Chordata; Aves; Trogoniformes; Trogonidae. The transcript is spliced from 12 exons. The record is from RefSeq and is a predicted model, not a curated record.